UAUUUUUCUAGAUAUUUCAAAACCAUGGUCCUGACUAUAUGUACCUUUUUGGUUUCUUCCUGGGGUGUAUCUGGAUUAAUAUCUCUUCGCUAUCACUAUACGCACAAAGUGUCGAAACCCUUUGAAUCAUUUGAUUUUCUCUACGACAAGCCAUGGCAAAGAGUGGGUCCCUAUAUAAUGGGUAUGUUAGCGGGCUAUAUAAUAUUCAAGGUACGCUCUCCCCCUAAAAUAUCACAAAGGGUAAAUAAUUUACUAUGGUUUUUGAGUAUGGGCUUGAUUAUAGUGAUAAUAUUUGGGGUGUGGCAAGGGGAACUAAAUGAGGUGACCACUGCAUUUUAUGUGAGCAUAGGUCAUACAGCUUUUGGCUUCGGUUUAAUUUGGGUGGUUUUAUCCUGCUGUUGGAAUCUUUCACCCACCAUGAAUCGCAUAUUGUCCUACCGCUGCCUAUGGCCCUUAUCACGUCUCACUUAUUGCACCUAUCUAAUACAUCCCGUUAUAAUGCUAAUCACAGCCUAUCGCAUGGAUGGCACUAUUCAUCUGAGUAAUGUUUUUAUAUUGAUCAUAUUUCUGGGAAAUGCGGUGGUCUCUUUUAUAGUGGCCUUUUUCAUAUCGGUGGUAUUUGAGGCACCGGUUAUACGGUUGCUUAAAAUAAUUUUUCGUAAAUAGAAAAAGUUUGUAGUUUGAUUGUAAAUAGAAUAUUAUACAUUUUUGAAAUUCUAGUGACUGUUUUUUUUUUUAUAAUAAUUUAAUAGAAUUUAAGUUUUAGUAUUUUAUAUAAAGGUUAGAGGUGGUUUAGUUUUAAGAUUAUCGGAUUUAACCAAAUGAUUUUAUAUUCUUGCCUUUAUACAAUUAAGUUUAUUUUAGUUUUAAAAUAUCCUUUGUAAAUAUUUUAUUUGUUUUUUUCUCUCAAUCAGUUAAGUAAUAUGUGUAUUAUUUUGUUUAUUAAUUAUAAAAAUAUAUUUGUAUUUAAGUCCAAAAUUUGACUUCAAAUUAUUUUUUUUAUGCACAUGCAGACAGACAGUCAGGACAUUUGAUUUAAAUCCUUAAUAAAUUUAUAAAAGAAAAAUUAUAAA
Molecule: messenger RNA, 1073 nt
Organism: Lucilia cuprina (Australian sheep blowfly)
Lineage: Eukaryota; Metazoa; Arthropoda; Insecta; Diptera; Calliphoridae
Product: nose resistant to fluoxetine protein 6-like
Exons: 3
Coding region: 25-666 (213 amino acids)
Molecular function (GO): acyltransferase activity, transferring groups other than amino-acyl groups
Source: RefSeq, a predicted model, not a curated record